Messenger RNA from Giardia duodenalis, 786 nucleotides. RefSeq lists its product as uncharacterized. Lineage: Eukaryota; Fornicata; Diplomonadida; Hexamitidae. The record is from RefSeq and is a predicted model, not a curated record. The transcript has a single exon. The coding region runs from base 1 to 786 and encodes 261 amino acids.
AUGUUAUUGGGCCACGGACCAAAUCCGAUUACGGCAUACCUUGCGCAUCUUUCGGCCGUUCCGCUUGGAAUUUAUAAGACAGGUUACAGCACUUCUGCAGACACCCAGGCGUCUACUUUUUCAAGACAUUCGCAGCAUUCGCAGAGUGCAGAUUGUGGCACAGAAGCUGCAUUUCACUCCACGAAAAGCGUAGAAGCGGAGCAUUUUGAAACACCUCACGGCCUCAAGUACUCUGAGGAAGAGGGUUACAAUCCUCAGCCACUAAGGACUCACCUAACGUUUUCGAGUUUGUCAUCAGCGGUUCAUUCUGGAGACGCUAGCAGUCAGAGCAAGGCGAGCUGCUCUUCUACUGCUCGAACUGAUCCCGUCAUUGACAACAUUUCACCAGAUCUUUGGCGGAAGAUCUCUCGCAUCAGUGCACUGUUGCAAAACGUCGCACUUUCUAUGUCCCAGGCAAGGAGUUCCCCAGAGAGCAGCAGAUUUAUGUCGCGGCUAUCUGAAAGCAACGCAGCUAGCUCCAAAUUUUACACGUCCCUUGGAAGCUUUAGUACAAGCACGCGUGACUUUGAUCUGAAGCAGAUUGCCAGCAUGCUGAGCGAGGUGAUUGAUAGCAGCCUUCAAAACGGAAGAUCCGACGGUGCAUCUCCCUCCGAUCCUGAACUAAAUCGGGAGAUAGAUGAGUUGGUGGCACAAUAUAACGACAUGGCCUCGCUUGCUAUCUCUUUGGGAUCAGAGGCUCCUCUUAUAUCCACUACAGCAUCUGUGAAGCAAAGUUCCCCUGAAUAG